This is a messenger RNA of Schizosaccharomyces japonicus yFS275, 3924 nucleotides long. Its product is annotated as G10 protein. Bases 195 to 635 code for a protein of 146 amino acids. The record is from RefSeq and is a predicted model, not a curated record. The transcript has 4 exons. Gene Ontology annotation, cellular component: U2-type spliceosomal complex; post-mRNA release spliceosomal complex; Prp19 complex. NCBI's taxonomy places the organism in Eukaryota, Fungi, Ascomycota, Schizosaccharomycetes, Schizosaccharomycetales, Schizosaccharomycetaceae.
ACAUGUCGCAUCCCAUUCAGCGAUUUAAGCUCGCUUCCGCCAGACACGUCGCGUAACAUUUAUUUGCAUCGUUAAUAACAGAAACAGGGGAUCAAGUUCAAUUUUACGUCGUUUCAGAAUUAACGUUGCACAAUUGAACGCCUUUUUGUAGGUUAUUCUCUUAUUCUUUCGCGUUUUCAUUUGUAAAAAGAACAAUGCCAAGAAUUCGUACUUCACGGUCAAAAAGACCUCCUGAAGGAUUCGACGCGAUUGAGCCAACUUUGCUCGAGUUUCAGGACAUGAUGCGUCAAGCUGAAAACACGCCCUCUAAAAAAACAAAAUCAGAAGCUCUUGCUCCCAUUUUUCGGAUACACCAUCAACGGAGCCGCUAUGUCUACGACCUGUACUAUAAACGUGAAGCUAUAUCGACAGAAUUGUACGAAUGGUUAUUAAAACAAAACUAUGCAGACGCCAACUUGAUUGCCAAGUGGAAAAAACCAGGUUACGAGAAGUUGUGCUGUCUCAAAUGCAUUCAGACCAGUGAGUCGAAAUUUGGUUCCACUUGCAUUUGUCGUGUUCCAAAGGCAAAACUCGGAAAAGAUACCCAUGUUGAAUGCGUUCACUGCGGUUGUCAUGGAUGUGCUAGUGGUUCGUAAGACAAAUCGCCUACACUUACGUUUUCGCAUUCCUUUUUUUUUUGAAUCAUAUUUCAUUGCGAUAGCUUGUACACCGUGUGUAGAUGUUUUCUAAAGGUUCCAUUAAAAUCGUUUCGUUAAACAAAAAAAGAGUGUGAAACGUUUUGGUAUCAAGUGCUUUCUUUCCCUACAGUAGUGGACUUGCAGAAAUGCUUCUUUCCUGCUGAAUCCAUGUAUUACCAUCAAUUUCGGACUGAAACUCGGCAAGUACUUUUUUAAACUCUUCCAUCAUCUUGUCUUGCGGCAUGUCUCUUGACACACGCGCCUUCCAGGUUCUCAUGACACGAUUGAUAAGCUCCAUUCCUUCCUUUCGUGCUUUUUUCUGUUCUGGCCCUUCGUUUUCAGUGUUGGAGGUGUUCGUUUCCUCCAGUUCCCUUGCCUUCAUUCGAGCCAUCUGAAUAAUUUUUUGUGGGAAUUGUGCCAACUCGGCAACGUGUAUACCAAAACUCCUGUCGCUGGCACCAUUGCAGACUUGAUAGAGGAAGGAUAUGUCCUUCGUGUUAUCCUCACUGACAAGUGCCGUGACAUGAAGGUUUUGAACGACGGGCGUUGUUUCUGCCAUCUUCGUAAGCUCGUGAAAAUGUGUUGCAAAAAGACAGAAGCAGUCAAUUCGCUUGACAAUGUACUCUGCAAUUGCCCAAGCUAAUCCAAAUCCAUCUGUGGUACUGGUGCCUCGACCCAAUUCAUCCACGAUGAUUAAUGAUCGCGGUGAUGCCGACCGGAGAAUGGUGGCUGUUUCAAGCAUUUCUGCCAUAAACGUAGAGACACCUUUGAGCUGGGAAUCGCCGGCACCAACACGAGCCAAGACACUAUCGACGAUGUCGAGAUCUGCAGACUCGCAGGGAACGAAACAUCCAAUUUGGGCCAUGACAACUAUUACACCCACUUGCCGAAUGUAAGUUGAUUUUCCACCCAUGUUUGGUCCUGUAAUAAUGAGCAAUUGACGUUUGCCGUGUUCGAGUCGAACAUCGUUGGGGAUGAAAUUAACAUCGUCUUGCACUUCUAAGCAAGGAUGCCGUGAAGCUUUUAGUACCAGUUUUGUGCAUGGCGUUCGGGAGAGUAUUUUCCGGAAUGGCACAGAUUGGAAUUUCGUUUCUGAAAUCGUACUGUCCGGGACUCCCUCCUCGUUUUCUUCUAUAGAGGCGGCAUCAGCUACUGAUGCUGCCGUCACAUCACAGUGGACGUUUGGACGCACAUAAGGAAUGGGCGCAAUAGUGCUCGCAUGAGCAAAACUAACAAUCACAUCUAGGUGAGCAAGGAGAUUGCCCACGUCCUCUAAUGGUGCAUAGUAAGUCGCCGCAAUCUUAACCACUUCACGAGCCAAGCCAUUCUGGUGAUAGGUGUAGCUGCGAUGUAAAUCAGUAUAGGUCGUAUUAAAUCCAUGCAAACGACUCGUUGUGAAGUAAACGCCAUUCUUUUGUGUUGCCAGCUCCGUAUAGCGAGAACCUUUUCCGCGUAAACAUCCAGCUUCUGUGCGCGUAAGUCGCAGACACCAGCCGUAAAUGUGGUGAUGCUCCAGGUGAAGCUUUUUCUCCGUGUCAAGUCCCAAAUCGUCACCAGCACGUUCGUGUUCCUUGUAAAUGGAACGACGAAGCUCGUCAAGCUGCUGUCGCAACUCCAUUAAUUCUUCAUCAAAUUCAGCCUUAAUAACAUAGCGAUGGGCAUCAAGGGCCUUCAGGUCGAUGGUUGUAUUAACAAGCUCAAUAAGUUUGGCAAGAUCACCCGCAUAGCCCUCAAUUCGCUGGGUGUACAAUUGGUUAAGGAGAUCCUUCUUGGGCGAGCUUGAUUCCUUAAGAACAUCGACAAAGUACGGCAAAGCAAGCGCCAUCUGAUAUACACGUACAACGUCCUCCAAACUUGCUGUUCCGCGAAUAAGUCGACGUGACAAUCUAGGAACAUCCGGAAUACACCGAAGCAAACGGUCAUCAUCCAUCAGGAGCUGUCGCACCUCCGCGUCCUCCACGAAAGCCUCGACCAAAUCAAGUCGUGUGUUGAUGGCAUCUGCAUCCAACAGCGGUUGUGAAAGCCAUCUUCGCAGCUGACGCAUUCCCAUAGCCGUCCGACAAUGGUUCAACAAGCCGAACAGGCUCAUGCUUUUAUUGUUGUUUCCACCUGCUGCGGGAAAGAGAUUCAAGGCGGCGACGGCUGGAACAUCCAGGCGCAUGUAAUGUUCCAAAUUGUGUUCAUAAAAGGAGAAGGUGCGAGAAGUCUCCUUCUCUUGUUCCCCACUGUCCUCUGCCUCGUCCUCUUCCGUUGUUGAAGACAUCGAGCCAACAAGACUCGGACCGACAUACUUGAGGAGUGCAGCACAAGAAGCCAUUGCGAGCUGUAAAGAGAGUUCUGGAGUUGUAGCAUGAGAAACAGGUUUACCGAGAACGCGUGACAGCAGCACUUCAACAUCCCGGCUUGAGAAGUCAGACAUGCGAACGCCGGUGACUAAAGCACCCGCAGACUCUCCAAUGUUAUGGAGUCGAUUAAGCUCCAUUUUUGCGGCAGAGCUCUGCGACUCUGUCUGUGCACCAGCGGAGGCAAGCAGUAUCUCGCGAGCCCCUGUCUGUACAAGUAGGGAUUCGAAGUUCGCAUAGGAAUCCGAGUCAACAAACUCACAUACACCAAUUUGUCGAAGAGAGACAUCGAUAAAAGCGACUCCAACCAUUCGUUGAUCUUGUCGAACGCGUGUGGUCACUGCAAGCAAAAUUCCGCUUGUUGAAUCUUCCGUUGCGACACUAUUCAAUGUAUCGUUUGAGAGUUCAUCCUCUAAACUCUGCAGAUUUCCCGGACUAGCUUGUUUCACUAACGUCAAUUCACGUUUCUUUCCUGUUGGAGCCCAGAUAUGAACGCGCUUGGCAUGCGUUGAAAGUACUUGCCGAGCAAAGGAAGGAAACAAGCUGUAUGACAUUGUACAGUACGGAAUCUUCUUUACGCCAUAGUAUUUGAGAACGGAAGUUGUGUGAUAAGCAGUAUUUGCUACAAAUUCAGCAUCCUGACCCAGAGCGAAAUAACUUUCCUGUGAAAGUUCUAGUUAGUUCAUUUGCACAUAGGAAUUGUGAGUUUCGUCGACGCGUUUUGCCGACCAGAGCACCUGCCCGUGUUCACAAUGAGCUUUGCAUACACCUCUGUCGAAAAGUGUGAGCGUAUUUACGUCUUUUUCUAAUGUAUCGUAAAAGGCGAAGAUACGCGCUUCUUCGCUCUUUUCUGUCCCAAAUUGAGUUAGCACGAACAAGACCAAUAAAUUCACUUACCAGCGUUA